CGCGCCGCUGGCGCUGCGCUCGGAGCGCGUGUGGGUCGCCGCCGGACGCCGCGGGUCUGUAGGGCUUUGAAAUUUCUGGCGGGGAAGCGCAGAGUUCGAGCUCCCCCGAGGGUGGGAACCGAAGUGACGGCCCGAGGGAGCUGCCGGUCCGGGCGCUUCUGCGGCGGGACCGGCCGGGGCUCGGGCGCGCACGUGCGGGCGCCGCCGAGGGAGUGCCGGGCGGUGUCGCCGGCGGCCGGGCCCGGAGCGCGCGCGUGUGCUGCGCCCCGGGAUGCUGCGGCGCCCGGACUGCACCCGAGUCGGCCGCCGCCUGCCCCGGCUCGCCUGGCCUCAGCUCCGGCAAGGGCAGCGCCGCUGCCGCUGAGUCCCCGAGGGGAUGCCGGCGGGCCUGACGGAGCCGGCGGGCGCCGCUGCUCCGGGGGUCGCCAGCGCCUCUGGGGCCGUGACCAUGGCCCCCGCCGCCGCGCUGCCCGUGCGGGUGGAGAGCGCCCCGGUGGCCCUGGGCCCUGUGACUAAGGCUCCUGUCAGUGUCUGCGUGGAGUCCGUGGCGCCCCAGCCCCUGCCAUCCCCAGUGGGGACUGUAGUGACCAAAGUGGUUCCUGUCACCGCUCUUCCUAAACUCGGCGGCCCGAGGCUGCCCGCUCCUCAGAUAGUCACCGUGAAAACUCCCGGCACCACGACGAUCCAGCUGCCUGCUAAUUUGCAGCUGCCUCCAGGAACAGUUUUGAUCAGAAGUAACAGUGGUCAGUUGAUGCUGGUAUCUCCUCAGCAAACUGUAACAGGAGCCAAGACCACAAGUAAUGUUGUAACUCCAAGGCCAGCAGUACCAGUCAACACUCCAACGGUCAAGAUCUGUACAGUGCCGAAUUCCAGCUCACAGUUAAUGAAGAAAGUGGCAGUGGCUCCUGUCAAUAAUUUGACCCAGACAGGAACUACUGUGGCCACCACUGCCCCUGGUGCUUCCUCAGGACAAUCUGUGGCUGUACCUCCCGUCAAGCCAGUGAAUACUGUAACUAUCCUGAAGCCAUCAACUUUGGGAGCAGUGUCUACCCCCUCAAGUGACUCCAGUCUCAAAGCAGAGACCUCAGUAGCUGCUCAGACUAGUCUUACUCCGACAGUGCUAGAAAAUGUGAAAAAAUGUAAAAACUUCCUUUCAAUGUUGAUAAAACUAGCAUGUAGUGGAUCACAGUCUCCAGACAUGGGGCAGAAUGUGAAGAAGCUGGUGGAGCAACUUUUGGAUGCAGAAAUUGAAGCAGAAGAAUUUACUCGGAAACUAUAUAUUGAACUCAAGUCUGCACCUCAGCCACACCUUGUACCUUUUCUUAAGAAGAGUGUGGUUGCCUUAAGACAGCUUCUCCCUAACUCCCAGAGCUUCAUUGAGAACUGUGUUCAGGAGGUCUCUGGGGAGGUGGUCAUUGCCUCCUCUUCCACAACAGCCACAACUUGUCCUGUGCCGACAAGUACGGUCGCCCCAGUCCUCGUCUCCGGAGCAGCAGCCGCAGCAGCCAGAGCGCUGUCUGUCCAGACUCGGAAUCCCCUUUCUGGUCCCGGAGGAGCAAACCCUGGAGCUGGGGCACUGCGCCCCGUGGUCCCCGCUGCGGGGGCAGGAGGAGCACCUGCCACUGUUGUGCUGCAGACCUCCAGACCACUGACAACCCCGGGUCCGAGUGCAGUGACAGCCGUCUCUCUGCAGCCCGAGAAGCCAGCAGUCGUGUCCGGGGCAGCAGUCACCCUGGCCCUUCCUCCAGUGACCUUUGGAGAGACUUCAGCUGCACAUGCUCCUCUCUGUCUUCCGUCUGUGAAGCCUGCCGUUACCUCUGCUGGGACCCAACCUGAUACACCCGCCAUUGGCCCUCCAGUCCAGAUCAGACUUGCACAGCCAGGCCCCCUUCUUCCACAGGCAGCCGGCAUUCCACAGGCGGUCAAAGUCAAGCAACUAGUAGUCCAACAGCCUUCAGGAGGCAAUGCAAAUCAAGUGACCGCCAUUUCCUAUUCCUCACCAUUGACCACUCAGAAAUGUGGUCCAAAGACGCCAGUGAACGCUAUAGUGCCUACUACUUCCAUCAUAAAGCAAAUUACUCUGCCUGGAAAUAAACUUCUCUCACUUCAAGCUCCAACAUCAUCUAUUCAGAACAAUAAAAUAAAAGAGAAUGGAGCAUCAUGCUUCAGAGGUGAAGAUGAUAUCAAUGAUGUGACUUGCAUGGCAGAGGUCAACCUUGAUGAAGAAAAUGCCUGCAUCUUAGCAACACAUUCUGAAUUUGUUGGCACACUUAUUCAGUCAUGUAAAGAAGAACCAUUUCUUUUCAUUGGAGCUCUGCAAAAGAGAAUUUUAGACAUUGGUAAGAAGCAUGACAUUACGGAACUUAACUCUGAUGCUGUGAACUUGAUCUCCCAUGCAACACAGGAGAGAUUACGAGGCCUUCUAGAGAAACUGACUACGAUUGCUCAGCAUCGAAUGACUGUUUACAAGGGAAGUGAAAAUUACGUUUUGUCUACUGAUACCAGAUCACAGCUCAAAUUUCUUGAAAAGCUGGAUCAAUUGGAGAAACAGAGGAAGGAUCUAGAAGAAAGAGAGAUGUUACUAAGAGCAGCCAAGAGCCGUUCCAAUAAAGAAGAUCCAGAGCAGCUGAGAUUAAAGCAGAAAGCCAAAGAGUUGCAGCAACUUGAGCUCGCCCAGAUCCAGUACAGAGAUGCUAAUCUCACGGCUCUUGCAGCUAUUGGACCACGGAAGAAGAGACUGCUAGAGUCAGGAAACGAGGGCUUCAAAGAUAACCCUUCUGCUUCUGGGACGUCCAGCCUAACGGCCACCAAACCAUUGCUUCGUCCAAGAAUCACAAGAAUCUGCCUCAGGGACUUGAUAUUCUGUAUGGAACAGGAAAGAGAGCUGAAGUAUUCUCGAGCCCUAUACCUUGCCCUUCUGAAGUGAUCACUCCAUUCAUCCGUCCAGACGCUCACUGUUUACUGCCAAAGAAGAUAUAGAGAGCAUUGUUGCACUGUCCUGAAAUCUACUCUGGAAAAUAGUCACCAGUAUGGAAGACCACUGUUUACACUGACCAGCUUUUUCUUUUUAAACUUCAUCUUGUCUGUAUGUACUGUGGAUUCUUGAAGAUGAGAAUUCAGAUACUUUCUGAAAGUCAGUACCAAGUAUACAUUAUACGGAAGUAUCACCUACCCACCUGUAUUUAAUUACAGCAGCUAGGGGCUCCCUCUUACAACCUGUGUUUCUGUUUGUUUUGUUUUUUCACACCAUAGCAAUAAGGUGCCCCCUCUGCUACAGGCUGCAUCUAAACAUAGGAGAAAGGAAGAAUCAGAAUGUAUCCUAUACUGGACCUGUCUCCUAGUGUUAGAUUUUAUGUCUGCAAUUAGAAGUUACUUAGCUAACUGUGACAGUUACUUUCUGGAAUUGAAGUGUGACAAGCCACAGAGUAGGGUCAGUAUCAACUUGGGUUAGUUGAGCUAGAAUUACAAACACAGCCAAUGGGACCAUUUGUGCCUGAGGUUGCUGACUGUCUGGCUCCCCACACUGUACUGUCAUGAUAGCUAGUGAAGGGCAUCCUUGUCAGCUAAGUUUUAAAACUGAAGUUGCUACUGAUAUACCUCACUAAAAAAUGGAAGAGCUAGUACUAGAAGGAGUAUGAGGCCUUGCAUUCAAAUUGUCAAAAGAAAAAUGAAAAUGCAUUAUGAAGCAGAUGUGUGCACCGUGUGCCCAAGGAGGGUGGCUGCACUUGAAAUGCCAGAGCUGGUCUUUGUUUUGCUGGUGGCAUAAACAAACAAACAAACAAACAAAUGAACACAUAGCUCAUAGGUCAACCAAAGAAGAAAACCUGGCAAACAUUUAGUUACAGUAUUUCAAAAGAGGACAGUUUGUUUUUAUAUUAUUUUAAUUCCCAAGAUGGAAUUCAUUCUUUCUUUUGUAAAGAAUCUCUCAGUUACCCUAUGUUCAAGCAUCUAGUGCUUUUCAAAACUUGUAACUGCUGGCCAGAACAUCCUAGGACACCCUUGGAAUUGUCAACUUACGAGGUGCUCUCAGUGUCUCACCCGUGGGGGUGUGGCUCUACAUGUGAACAGCACAUUGUGCACCACUCUCUGAGGAAGCUGCUGUUCAAGGCACCCCCCCCACACACCGGUUUUUAAAUCUACCUGUGCAGAUAAUAGCUGACAAAAAAUAAUAGUGGAAUUGAAAUCACAUGCUGCAAGAAUGCCACACCCUCCAAGAAGAUAACUAAAGGAAAAUGCUAGAGGAAGGAUUCAGGGGAAACACCUCUAGUAUAUCACUCUCCAUCCUGUUCUUCCCACAGAGUCUUAUGGACAUAUUCUAUACUGUUGUAAGAGUUUAAUUGGCCACAAUUUUUGUUUUAGCAAGUUAUGUAAAAUGCCGUAAAUUAUGUAUAUGUUAAAAAUGUAACUUAACAAGAAAUCUAUACCCAAAGUUGUUUUGUAUAUUUAAAUGCUUAGCUUUAUUUUUCUGUAAAGUGCACUGUGCUCCCACAUUUAUGUAAACUUAUUGAUCAGAUGUUUAAAAUUAUUUCAGAUCACCAUUAAAGUAAUUAUUUUAUGAUUAAAAAAAAAAAACAACAAAACACAAAAGCUUUGCUCAGUCACUGACUUUGCAGCAGUUUUCAUUAGUUGCCAGUCCCCGAAGGACUCAGAUCUGCCUGGCAGUGAGUCUGUUAUUUAUUUUGGACUAUGAACAUUUGGUUCUGGAAUCUCACUUAGAUCUAGGUUGCUUUAUUACUUCCUUUGCAAUAGUUGUGAAUUUGCCUGUUGUAUGACUCACAAAGAAAGCUAAACAUCGUUAUUACAGAAGUUUACCUUGACCCAUUGAGUUUUUCUUACCAAGAUUGUUUUUCAAAAUUUUUAAUAUAAAACCUUUGUGAUAUA
Messenger RNA from Peromyscus leucopus (white-footed mouse), 4881 nucleotides. RefSeq names its product TATA-box binding protein associated factor 4b (gene Taf4b). The record is from RefSeq and is a predicted model, not a curated record. The transcript is spliced from 15 exons. Gene Ontology annotation, biological process: transcription initiation at RNA polymerase II promoter; DNA-templated transcription. NCBI's taxonomy places the organism in Eukaryota, Metazoa, Chordata, Mammalia, Rodentia, Cricetidae. Gene Ontology annotation, molecular function: protein heterodimerization activity; DNA binding; RNA polymerase II general transcription initiation factor activity. The coding region runs from base 377 to 2926 and encodes 849 amino acids. Gene Ontology annotation, cellular component: transcription factor TFIID complex.